AUGGCUCUGCCGGGUGGAAAUAAGGAUAACAUCAGAGCAGGAUGCAAGAAGUGUGGCUACCCUGGUCAUCUGACAUUUGAAUGUCGAAACUUCCUCCGAGUAGAUCCUCAAAGAGAUAUUGUUUUGGAUGUUAGCAGCACUAGCAGUGAAGACAGUGAGGAAGAAGAACUACAGAGAUUGCAAGCCAUGCGUGAAAAAAAGAAUUUCAAUGAGGAGGAAGAAAAAAAGAAAGAAAAAAGAAGAAGCAGAGAAAAAACAAAAUUAAAGAGACCAAGGAAAAGAUCUUCCUCAUCAAGUGCAGCUGAAGAGGAUGUGCCAAAGUCAAAAAAACAAAAAUCACACAAAAAAGAAAGGGAAAAGGAAAAAAGGAAUAAAUCUAAGAAAGGAAAACAUCAUAAAAAGGAGAAAAAGAAGAGGCAAAAGGAAAAAAGUUCGUCUUCUGAUAGUUCAGACAGUUCUAGUAGCGACUGAGGUGCUGGCCUAUUUUUGCAUUCACGUCUGCAGAGAAUAUGAUCUUCCUUUCAAAUCAGAUUUAUUUAUGCUUUGCAAUGCUGUUAUUUUAAAAUGAGAUAUAUAUAUUUUUAAGAAAUCUAUUUGCAAAUAUCGGUGCUUCAAAUUAUUAAAUGGACCAUUUGAGAAAAAAAAUCCGCUCUUCUAUUUCAAGUUUCUUAGUACACAACUUAACUGGUUCUUCACUGUUAUUCUUAGUUCAGUUGUGAUUAGUUGUGUUUGGAAUCCUUUACACUAGGCUAUGGUAAACUUCAGUUUGCGAGUGUUUGUGUAGAAAGAUUUGGACUUCAAUAUGCUUAAUGUC
Balearica regulorum gibbericeps (East African grey crowned-crane) is the source of this 814-nucleotide messenger RNA. RefSeq names its product SREK1 interacting protein 1 (gene SREK1IP1). The record is from RefSeq and is a predicted model, not a curated record. Gene Ontology annotation, molecular function: zinc ion binding; nucleic acid binding. NCBI's taxonomy places the organism in Eukaryota, Metazoa, Chordata, Aves, Gruiformes, Gruidae.